Messenger RNA from Closterium sp. Naga37s-1, 2223 nucleotides. The record is from the annotation of a GenBank genome assembly. NCBI's taxonomy places the organism in Eukaryota, Viridiplantae, Streptophyta, Zygnematophyceae, Desmidiales, Closteriaceae.
AUGGCGCCGCAGCUCGUUCUCAUGGUGGCAGAGAAGCCCAGCAUCGCGCUCACCAUCGCUCAAGUCAUGUCGCACGGGCAGAUGGCCUCCCGUCGCUCCUGGCUGGAUGUGCACGAGUUCAACGGUGACUUUCGAGGAGGCCCGGCUCGCUUUAGAGUCACGUCUGUCAUUGGCCACGUGCUCAGCAUCGACCUCCUCCCAGCGUUGACCUCCUCCCAGCCAUCGACUUCCCGCCAGCUACCAGAUCUGGGAUGCCAUAGACUGAAUUUUCCCCUUGCCGCACCCAUCCCCCUCGCCCACCCUACUUUCACUCCUCCCCCCGACCUUUCUUCUCCCCCCCUCCCUAGCAUAGACUUCCCUCCCAGCUACCAGAGCUGGGAUGCCACAGACCCGGCAUCACUCUUCACUGCCCCCACCAUCAAAACCGAUUCACAGAGUCCAACCCCAAGCAUUGACUUCCCUCCCAGCUACCAGAGCUGGGAUGCCACAGACCCAGCAUCACUCUUCACUGCCCCCACCAUCAAAACAGAAUCCAACCCCAAGGCGCAUGUGUGCAAGCACCUACAGACGGAGGCCAAGGGGUGUGAUGCCCUUGUGCUGUGGCUCGACUGCGACAGAGAAGGGGAGAACAUCUGCUUUGAAGCGAUAGGCGAGAAGGACAUUCGGCAGGCGAUGGCUCGACUGGGGGCGCCCAACGAGGCGGAGGCCAAGGCAGUGGACGCACGGCAGGAGAUCGACCUGAAAGUGGGCGUGGCGUUCACGCGGUUCCAGACGCGCUUCUUCCAAGGGAAAUACGGCAACCUCGACUCGUCGCUCAUCUCGUAUGGCCCGUGCCAGACGCCCACGCUCGGCUUCUGUGUGGCCCGCCAUCAGCGCAUCACGUCGUUUGUCUCGGAGCCCUUCUGGGCGGUGCGGCCAAUUGUCGUGCGCGACGGCCGCCAGCUGGCACUGCAGUGGGCUCGGGGGCGGCUGUUCGACAAGGAGUGCGGGGGGGGUGGUGAGAGAAAGGGAGGGGGGUCUGCUUCAGGAGCGGCCACCAGCUGGCACUGCAGUGGGCCUUUUUGGGGGCGGCUGUUCGACACGGAGGUUGCAGAGUUCUUUCAGAGGGAUGUGGCGGCAGGCGAUGCUGCGGUUGUGAAGAGUGUUGCAAUGAAGGAGGAGAGGAAGGGGCGACCUACAGGGCUGAACACGGUGGAGAUGCUGAAAGCUGCUGCCAGUGGGCUGGGCAUGGGGCCGCACCACGCCAUGCAGAUCGCUGAGAGACUUUGCACUCAAGGUUACAUCAGCUACCCUCGCACGGAGUCAACAGCCUAUCCCUCCUCCUUUGACUAUAAAGAAGCCCUUUCGAUACAGUCACGGCACCCCAUAUGGGGGGAGUACGUGCAAUCACUCCUGCAGCUCGGGCCCUCGCCGCCCAGGGCGGGAAAAGACGAGGGAGACCACCCGCCCAUCACGCCCAUGCGUGCUGCAGACGAGGGGGAGCUGGGCGGCGGGGACGCGUGGCGGCUGUAUGACCUUGUAACGAGGCACUUCAUAGGAAGCUUCAGCCCUGACUGCCGGAUUGCAAGGACACGUGUCACCUUCUCAGUGGCUGGGGAGCACUUCUCAGCAUCGGGACGAAAGCUGCUAUCCGCGGGAUUCACUGCAGUCAUGCCGUGGCUGGCGGUGGGGGACGAGGGCCUUCCAGCCUUCGUGCAGGGGGAGAGCGUUGCGCUGAGUGCAGUGGAGCUCUAUGAGGCGAUCCCCUUUGCUGCUGCCCUGCACUGCCAGCGGUCAUGCCGUGGCUGGCUGGCCGCAAGAUCACUGCAGUCAUGCCGUGGCUGGCCGUGGGAGAUGAUGAUGAGUUCAGUUGAGCUCUAUGGGGGCCGCACAUCCCCCCCUGACUAUCUAACCGAAAGUGAGCUGAUUGGGCUGAUGGAGCGACACGGCAUCGGCACAGACGCUUCCAUCCCCGUGCACAUCAACAACAUCUGUGAACGGAACUAUGCUCAGGUACGAUACGAGAUUGGAGAGGUGGGGAGGGUGUGGGGGACACUGGGGUGUGUCUUUAGUCGAAUCAACACCCCCUUCGGCACUGAUGCGUCCAUCCCCGUGCACAUCAUCGACAUCUGUGAACGGAACUAUGCUCAGGUAGGGAGGGGUUGGGGGGAGCGGGGAGGAGGGGCGAGGGGACGAGAUGGGGGGAGAGGGUGGGAGAGGGUGGGAGAGGGGCGGUUGGGAUAG